Molecule: messenger RNA, 516 nt
Organism: Schistocerca americana (American grasshopper)
Lineage: Eukaryota; Metazoa; Arthropoda; Insecta; Orthoptera; Acrididae
Product: loricrin-like
Exons: 3
Coding region: 1-516 (171 amino acids)
Source: RefSeq, a predicted model, not a curated record
AUGCGGCACGUGGCAGACACAGGGGCUCUGGUGCGGGGGCGGGGGUGGGCGUGGUGGGCGGGGGCUGGAGAGGGGUGUGGAGGAGUGCAGCCGCCGGCGAUGCGCCUGACGCGCGGUUGUGGGCUGCCGGCGCAGCAGCAGCAGCAGCAGCAGCAGCAGGGGGUGCAGCGGCGGCGCGGCGCGAGGAAGUGUCGCGUUUUUGGACGGUGCGGGGGUGGAGGGUGUGGCGGCGGAGGUCGGCACGUGGCAAGUGGAGGCCAGGGGCGCGAGGGGGCGGCGGCGGCUCUGUCGCGUCUGGCCCGCCGUGGGGGCGGCGGGGCUGGCGGCGGCGGCGGCGAAUCGAUGGCGGGCGCCACGCGCGGCGCUGCAUUCGGCUCGCGGCACCCCUGGCUGCAGGAAGCCGGCUUCGCUUUAACGCCCGCCGAGGACGACGAAUGCCGCCACGUCACAUUUCAUGGCGGCGGCGGGCUUUGCCCAGCGGCAGAUAUAGGCUACCUCCCGCUGCUUGAAGUCUAG